Molecule: messenger RNA, 351 nt
Organism: Penicillium paradoxum
Lineage: Eukaryota; Fungi; Ascomycota; Eurotiomycetes; Eurotiales; Aspergillaceae
Product: PEX11 domain protein
Exons: 1
Coding region: 1-351 (116 amino acids)
Biological process (GO): peroxisome fission
Cellular component (GO): peroxisomal membrane
Source: RefSeq, a predicted model, not a curated record
AUGGGCGUCCAUGCAGUACCCUGGAAUGACCGGAUCAUGGAACAGGCUAAUACUUUCUGGUUCUAUGCGCUUUCUUUUUCGAUUGCCGGAGGCAUCUGGGCUCUGCUUUCCCGCCCAACCGAACAGCCGAAGAAGACCGGCAAGAGAAAGAACCAGAAGGCUGUAUCGGAGAAGUCUACCCCGGCCAAGGCUGUCACUGCCUCUCAGCUUAAGCGGGUCGUAGUUGAUGGCUGUGAUUUGCUUAUUCCAUUGCAGCAUCUGGGAUGGAUGCCCACCGGGGACGUGGUCAUUGGAUCGACCAUGGUGUUGAGCACAUUGCUCACUGCCCAAGAUAUCUGGGCUCAAGUGUGA